CUGCUAGACGCGAAGGCGGGCGGGCUGCCGGGCAGCGAAAGGCUGUGCCCCAGUUUGUGUCCAAUCAGCGGCCUGAUUUGCGUGCACCGAGCAGGGCAGCAGUGCGUAAACAACCAGCCCUGAGAAAGUCCUCCGCCCCCCUGCACCGCUCCACUCUUUGAGGCUUCCUUCUCGCUAGACUCUCCACAGCCUCCUCCUUCUCCCUUCCUCCCUCCCCCACCCCGCGCGGAACUCCUGUCAGCUGAACAGCAGCUUAAAGCGCACCUCGCUGCUCCUUGCAACAUAACCUAACUCCCGCGCUGCCUCCCCGGGGCGCUCCCUCUGGGCUGUUUGGGGGAAGGGCUGGAAGAUGUCUAACUCUAAAAAGAAGGAGAGGCUGAGAGUCAUCACCCUUUGAGAUCCCCGGAUCCCAAUCCUCCAAUGCCUGGAGAAGUCCAGCUGCAUAGAGCAGCAUCCCAGUUCCUGUGAUACUGCCUCUUUCACUUUGCACAUUUCAUAGCUUGGGUCCAAAACAUUUUCCUCUGCUGCAGUUUGUGCCACGAAUGGCUACCCAGAGGAAGCAUUUUGUGAAAGAUUUCAACCCUUACAUCACCUGUUGUAUCUGCAAAGGAUAUCUUAUCAAACCAACAACAGUAACUGAGUGCCUCCAUACUUUUUGUAAGAGUUGUAUUGUGCAGCACUUUGAAGACAGCAAUGACUGUCCUAGAUGUGGCAAUCAAGUGCAUGAGACCAAUCCUUUAGAAAUGUUACGGCUGGAUAAUACAUUAGAGGAAAUUAUAUUUAAGUUGGUACCAGGACUUCGAGAACAAGAACUACAACAUGAGGCUGACUUCUGGAGGAAAAACAAACCUCAAGCAAAUGGAGAAGAAGGGAAUCCAAAAUCUGAAAAUCCCAAAGAUGAGGAAGAUGGAGAUGAAAAUCAAGAAAAAGACUAUCACAGGAGUGACCCUCAGAUUGCUAUCUGUUUGGAUUGCUUACGUAACAAUGGACAAUCUGGAGAUAAUGUAGUAAAAGGAUUGAUGAAGAAAUUCAUCCGGUGUUCUACACGGGUGACCGUAGGAACUAUCAAGAAGUUUCUAAGCUUAAAAUUAAAGCUUCCGAGUUCUUAUGAGUUGGAUGUACUAUGCAAUGGAGAAAUCAUGGGUAAGGAUCACACUAUGGAAUUCAUCUACAUGACAAGAUGGAGACUACGAGGCGAAAAUUUUCGGUGUCAGAACUGCUCAUCUUCGCAAGUCUGCUCACAGGACGGCUCUUUUUAUCAGUCUUACCCCAUGGUACUGCAGUAUCGACCCAGAAUUGACUUCGGUUAGACCAAAGGGCCAGAUCCCACUGAGAUUAAUGCUGCACUAUGUUUACCCAUCGACAGAUUGCACAAUGAAUGGAUGUGCCUGGACUGGGGGGACACAACCAGAAUUUCAGCAUGUAAAUAUGGACUUCUUAUUCAACUGUAUUUUUUUCUCUUCCCCCCUCCCCACCCCACUUAGACCAAGCCAAGUGCCAUUCUGCUACUGAAACAUCCAUAAGAUAUCUGUGGUAUCUAAGUCUGCAAGUCAUAGGCAAAUUGUUCGAUGUAUAGUUAAGAGUCAAAAUCUCUGGAAUAGUUUGCUAUGCCUGUUAGAAAUUUCCCCUGGUCCAUAAUGUUGAUUACAUUAAUAGAGACAGCCAUGCGUUCUUUCACAUGUGGUGUUGUAGUUUUUUCACAUUUACAAUUUUACUGAAUAAUGUUGUUUAAAAGAAGUACUGUAUUAAAGGUUAAAGACUAUACCUUUGGAAAUAUUUUGUAUAUAAUAUAUGUUUUAAAAUGUGGUUAUUGUGCCACUACUUUUUUUGUUUCUUGUUCAGUUUCUCAUAAGUCCAGGUUAGCUCUCUCAUUAGUAUGCAACAGUCUCUUUGAAGCAUCUAAAAAUUAGACUUUUCAGAGAAGUGAUACACAAUCAUUACUAAAUUGAAAUUGUGUUUAUAGACACUCACAUAAUGCCCCACAGCCUCCUUUUGCUAGUGUAUAACUUAGGAGAUUUCAAUUUGAGGAGUAGCAAAUCUUGUACAAUGCAGCAAAUAAGGUUAUUUGUCUUUUUUUUUUAAUCCAGUGCAUAUUUUUUUAAAAAAAAAAUACAUGCCUUAGGGAUAAAUGGGAACUGUCAUGUAAACUUACUCUAAAAAGUAUGUGCUGGGUGUCUUUGUUGCCCUUGCAAGCUUUCCUCUGAAAUUUAUAUUUUUCUCUUAGUAACAAUCCAUCACAAAGAACGACUGAGAUCAACAGGGUUAAAUGAAUUGGGACCACUGUGCUUUAGUAACCUUAUGUCAGCCUACUCCAUAAAAGACAUCAUCAUAUGCAGAUAUCCACAUUCUUUGAUUAUCUGGAAUAUGAAAACUGUUGGACAGUUAGUUGCCACAUCUGAAACUGAAGUAGCUAACUCCUGUCUGACCAGAAUUAUUGGCUGUUUAGGGGAGUGGUGAAUAAUGUUAAAACUUUAAUGACUGUCUUAGGUAUUACACAUAUAUUCUUUCCAUUUGAAAUGUUGUUUUGUGAAUUUGGACGUCAUUACAGAGAUUGUAAUAUAUCGUA
Molecule: messenger RNA, 2566 nt
Organism: Heteronotia binoei (common prickly gecko)
Lineage: Eukaryota; Metazoa; Chordata; Lepidosauria; Squamata; Gekkonidae
Gene: PCGF5
Product: polycomb group ring finger 5
Exons: 10
Coding region: 543-1310 (255 amino acids)
Biological process (GO): regulation of transcription by RNA polymerase II
Cellular component (GO): PRC1 complex
Source: RefSeq, a predicted model, not a curated record